Arachis stenosperma is the source of this 1920-nucleotide messenger RNA. RefSeq names its product disease resistance protein RUN1-like. The record is from RefSeq and is a predicted model, not a curated record. The transcript is spliced from 4 exons. Bases 1 to 1920 code for a protein of 639 amino acids. Gene Ontology annotation, biological process: defense response; signal transduction. Gene Ontology annotation, molecular function: ADP binding. Lineage: Eukaryota; Viridiplantae; Streptophyta; Magnoliopsida; Fabales; Fabaceae.
AUGGCACUUUCAGUUGUUGCUUCUUCUUCUUCUUGUUCUCAAGCAUCUCUCACUCAUCAAUACGAUGUCUUUAUCAGCUUCAGAGGCGAGGACACCCGCAACAGCUUCACCAGCCAUCUUCAUUCUGCUCUCUGCAGAAACCAGAUUGAGACGUUCAUAGAUUACAGAAUCCAAAAAGGAGGAGCCAUCUGGAACGAACUUGUUGAGGCCAUUAGAGACUCAAACUUGUUUCUUGUUAUCUUCUCUGAGAAGUAUGCUUGCUCAAAGUGGUGCUUGAGAGAGCUGGUGGAGAUCAUGGAAUGCAAGAAGAAGAAUGAAAAUGUGAUUGUGAUUCCAGUGUUCUACAGAAUACAACCCACGCAUGUUCGCAAGCAGACUGGAAGUUACCAGAAAGCAUUCGCUGAGCACGAGAGAUCUUUGGAGCGUAGCGUUGUGCAGCAAUGGAGGACUGCACUCUUUGAAGCUUCCGAUCUUGCUGGCUUCCACUGCGAUCACCACAGGGAUGAUGAAGCUAAGCUAAUUAGUGAGAUUGUAAAAGCAAUUUUGCCACAUUGUCUGAAGAACAAGUGCUUCAUAGAUGGACUCAACAGACCUUUUAUUUGUAACACAAACUAUAUCCGCGUUGAAUCUUUGAUGAGACGCUCGAUGGAGGAGGUUCUUGUGAUUGGAAUUUGGGGUAUGGGCGGUAUUGGUAAGUCAACCAUUGCUGAGGCUCUCUUCAAUAAGUACUCUUCUGAAUAUGAAGGCUCUUGCUUCUUGUCAAAUUCAAGAGAAUUAGGAAAGCCAUGUCUCAGUGACAUAUGCAGCAGACUUCUUUCCCAAUUAUUAAACCAAGAUCUUCAUACUACCAAUAUUGGAGUACUAGACUCUCGCACUCAAAGUAAACUCAAGAAGAAGAGGGCUUUGAUUGUACUGGAUGAUGUGGUUGAUUCGCCAAUUGCAACUGAUUUGGUUCCAUGUUUGCGUACUUGCCUAUGUUCUGGCAGCAUAGUCAUUUUGACAACAAGGGACAGGAGUGUGCUUACAAGUGGAGGAGUUGAACAAAUUCAUGAAAUCAAGCAAAUGAGUAAUGGAGACUCCCAUGAACUUUUUAGCCAUUAUGCCUUUUCUGAUCCGCAUCCCAAAGCAGGGUAUGGUGAGCUAACAGCUAGAGUCAUAGAUUAUGCUAACGGCAUUCCAUUGGCUUUGAAAAUUUUGGGAUCAUUUCUUCGCGGCAAAAGUGUAGCUGAAUGGGAUAGUGCAUUGAAAAAAUUAAGGAAGUAUCCCCAUGCAGAUAUUCAGAAGGUGUUGAGGUUGAGUUAUGAUGCAUUAGAUGAUGUUGAAAGAAAUAUCUUUUUAGAUGUUGCAUGCUUUUUCCACGGGCAUGAAAUAGAGGAAACGACAAGAAUAUUAAAUUCUUGUGAUUUCUUUGCAGAUAUAGGGAUAAAAAGUCUAUUGGACAAGUCUCUUAUAAGUAUUUAUUCAAAUGGUGAUUAUAAAUACAUAAAAAUGCAUAGUUUGAUACAGGAAAUGUGUUGGAAAAUCAUUCAUGAAGAAUAUAGUAAAAAUAGUGGUCAACAAACAAGACUGUGGAAUACCGAAGAAGUCUGUAAUAUUUUCCAAGAUGAAAGAGAUAUUCAUGGAGUUGAAAGCAUGAUUGCGGAUAUGAAUCAAAUUACAAUAGAUCCAUGUUUAAUCCUCAUUGCAUUAAGGAAGAUGCCAAAGUUAAGGUUACUUGCUUUAAGAGGAAAUAUCAACAUAGAUCUUGAACGGAACAGAGUGCUUCUAGAAGAUUUUCAACUUCCUAAUGACUUAAGGUAUAUUGAGUGGAAUAAAUGUCCACUUAAGUUUGUGCCGUCUAUUUGUUGGCCUCAAAAACUUGUUCAGCUUUCCAUGCGAGAUAGCAAUGUUCAAAAACUUUGGGAUACAGUUCAGGUGUAA